Molecule: messenger RNA, 1613 nt
Organism: Anoplophora glabripennis (Asian longhorned beetle)
Lineage: Eukaryota; Metazoa; Arthropoda; Insecta; Coleoptera; Cerambycidae
Product: glycerophosphodiester phosphodiesterase 1
Exons: 6
Coding region: 152-1219 (355 amino acids)
Biological process (GO): lipid metabolic process
Molecular function (GO): phosphoric diester hydrolase activity
Source: RefSeq, a predicted model, not a curated record
CCCAUCUUUAUGUCAAUUGUCAGUUGUCACUUCCGAUUUGUGAUUUAUGAUUAUUAUCACAUGCUUUGACAGUUUGAGUGCGGUUUACAUGAAAAAUAAUUACAAAAAACAGUUAAUGGGAGACUAAAAUCAAAUAGUGUUAUAUUUAAAAAUGAAUACCGACUUUUUAAGACUAAUUCCGAGUAUAUUUACAAUAUUAUACGCAACGUACGGCACUUGGUUUCUAAUUAUCGAAAUAUUUUGUAGCAUUGUACCAUUUACAAUAAUAUUUACUUGCCUUAUAGCAUUGGCCAUACACUUCUGUAGUAUUCCACCCCCAGGCGAUAAUGCAGCAGAAGCAGUUUUAGGCAAAGAGCCACAUUUGGAAAAUGAAGCUGCCGAUUAUGUGAUGAGAACGGUGGCUCAUAGGGGAGCGGGAUUGGAUGCCCCCGAGAACAGCCUAGAAGCCUUUAGAUUGUGUAACGAGAAGGGAUGUAACGCUAUAGAAUUUGACGUCACCUUAACAAAAGAUGGAAUUCCUAUAGUAUUUCAUGACAAAACAUUGGAGAGAAUGGCUGAUAUGAACGUAGUCAUAAGUCAAACCGCGUGGGAGGAUUUGCAGAAUAUAGAUAUAUCUGUAAAGCAUCCCUAUAAGGACAGAUUUACCAAUACUAACAUACCAACAUUAGAUCAAGCAGUUGCGCAAAUGCUAGCGUGUGGACAAAGGAUGUUUAUUGAUAUUAAAGAUAACAAUACUAAGAUGGUUAAAGUGAUUCUGGACUUGUUUACUAACAACCCGGAUCUAAUAUCGAGAGCUGCAGUAACAUCGUUUUUCCCGAACAUAAUAUACUUGGUAAGAAGGGGUAACCCGAAAAUAGUAUGUUGCCUUGCGUGGAGACCGAACGUUUUUGCAUACCACAGUUACAAGUAUCCGGAAGGCAAAGGCGAACGAAGGGCGAACAUGUGGUACAAACAUUUUUGGUUGUGUUUCUGCGAUAUUUUGAACUACUGGGCUUUAUCUCGAUUAACGUAUUAUAUAUUAGGACUUUCGGUUAUUUUGCUACAUAAGGACGCUCUUAGUGGGGAAGCCAUACUGAACUGGCGAAAGAAGGGUGUGCGUGUUAUCGCCUGGAGUGUAAACAGUCCAACAGAGAAACAGCACAUAGCCCGCAACCUGAAAAUAACUUAUCUAACCGACACACUAACGGGUGAAAGUACUGCCCAUACAAUACCCAGCUGAUUGCUGUGCAGUAUUUCGCAUAGUCGUAAAUAGAUGUAUGUAAAUGUGCUAUAUAAUUUUAGUGACUUAACACUUCUGUAGCCGUAGAAAGUAAAAAAUCAUUAAAUUUGUUCAAAGCAUAUCACCUUCAAAUUUUAUUAAUUGUGUUCUUCAAUUUAGCCUUUAAGUAGUUGGUAAGUAUAUGAUCAGCAUUAAAAUCUUUUUUUUUUCUUUUGUAUUCUACUUUAUUCUUGCCAAAGAUGUAGCAGUAUUUUAUGUGUAUUUGUAUAUUUAGGGAUUUGAAAAAAAUUGUUUUUAUAUCUACAUAUAUCGUACCAAAUUACGUGUACAAAUUAUUUUGCAUUUAAUUGUUUAUAUGUGCAAUCUUUAUGAAUUACACUAAAUAAAUGCCAUA